Coffea arabica (coffee) is the source of this 615-nucleotide messenger RNA. The record is from RefSeq and is a predicted model, not a curated record. Lineage: Eukaryota; Viridiplantae; Streptophyta; Magnoliopsida; Gentianales; Rubiaceae.
AUGCACGAUCGCACGCCGCACGCCGCCGCUCCUCGCUGCCCGCCGCUCGAACGCAGCAGCCCAACACCACAGCCGCAAGAUCGGCCGCCGCCCAUCGCGCCGCCACUCCUCAAUCCACCCCAGCGCCCAAAGCGAGCUCCGCGCGAGCUCCAGCUUCCAUCGCGCGCGGCCUCUCGGUCUGCACAGCUGCCCCCUGCGCGACUCAGCCCAGCAGCGGCCAGCAGCUCAGGCGCAGCCCGCAUUCCCCGCUCCACUCCAGCGCAGCCCUCCGCACAGCAGCGCGCCUUCCUUCUCUGCGCCCAAGCCCAACAGCCCAGUAGCCGCAGCAGAACCAGCGAGCAGCAGCUGCAGUCGCGGCCUGCAGAAACCGCGCGCGCAGAUUGCCCCCUUGCACGCGACCUCAAGCCAAGCUCCAGCGCGCCACUGAGCGCGGCCUCUGUGCAGUCUAGCAGCGCCGCACGCCACAUCGCGCGCCCAUCAGCAGCCUGCCGCACGCCAAGCCAGCCUCCUGCAGCCCGCGCGCGCGAACCAGCUGAGCCAGCAGCACAGACCACCUCUGCUCCAUACUUCACCAAACCCACUGCCUACUCCAAACCUCCGGUGAUUUCUUUUUAA